ACGGAUUUCACGAUCCCAACGGACCAUAAAAUAUAACAGUUCAUUGAAUUCAAGUGCGGUUUAAGUUAAUGUUUAUUUUUGCGGCUACAAAAUUAUUUCACUUGAUUUUAAUAACAAAAAUCACGAUUCUCUAGCGUUGUAUAGUAUUUCCAACAUAAAUGACGUCAUCACUGACACAACUAGAAAAGCAGGUAACGGUCUUUUCACGACGACGUUGGAAUAUAUAUUUAUAUAGAUAUAUUAGCGCUAUUAUCUACCAUUAAUGACACUACCGAUAAAAUUAACAAAUCAAAACAACUCAAUACUUUCCAAGCUUCUCUCUUCAAAUUAGCUGCAUGUAAAUAACUAAUGUCUUACUUUUGUAAUGAAUUACAUAGCUAAACAGAUAAAAAAUAAUCAUGUUGGACACGCUUUCUUGUAGCCAGUCUACCAAUAUGACAUUUAACAAAAAAAAAAAAUAAAAAAAAUAAAAAAAUAAAAAAUAAAAUAAAAUGUUUGUAACUACUUUUGAUUAUUCUAACUACAUUGCCAACAGUUUUAACACAGACACUCGUAAAUUCGUUUUCGGAAAGUAUUAUUUUGUGUCAAAAAUGAAUACAAAUGAGGGGGUUAUGCCUUUAGAACAUCUGAUUCAGUAAGCUGACGUCUAACAACACUGACAUGUGUUUAAAGCAUAAAAAGUGCAUGUUUGCAAAGCCAAAAAACAUUUAGGAUCAGGCCAAAAAUUAGGGUAGGUCGGGAUUCCGGAAACAAACAAAUUUUUAGGCCUUACUGAAAGAGGAAGUUAAAUAAAUAAUCACGAGUAUGUUUGUAUAAACCGAAAACAGGCUAGCAGUGUUUCAUGGCUGCCCUUACAUUAUUAGUCGCUGCAAUAGACUUUGGAACUACAUACUCUGGAUGGGCAUUUUCGUUCAGACAUGACUUUGAAGUUGAACCAACAAAGAUAUUUGCAAAGCAAUGGACAGGGAGUAAUCUUGUUUCUGCUAAAGGCCCAACAUGUGUUUUGAUAAAACCCGAUGGUCAGACACUACAUAGUUUUGGCUUCGAAGCAGAAAAUAAAUUUGCUGAGCUUGUGGCAGACAACGAACAUGAGGACUGGUACUUUUUUCACCGGUUUAAAAUGAUGCUUUUUGAAAAGGAGACCCUCCAACGAAAUGUCAUGCUAGAAGACUCCAGCGGGAAGAAAAAACUGCCAGCUAAAACUGUAUUCUCGUUGUCUAUACAGUACUUAAAAGAUGAUCUUAUUACGGAGUUACAAAAUCGAAUAUUUGGUUGUGGGAUGCAAGAUCGUGAUAUUCAAUGGGUUCUUACUGUACCUGCAAUCUGGACUGAUAGUUCAAAACAGUUCAUGAGGGAAGCUGCGCAGGAGGCUGGAAUUCCAGGAGACAAAUUGAACAUUUCCCUUGAGCCCGAAGCAGCAAGCUUAUUUUGCCGCCACUAUCGCCAUUUAGAAAAAAGUGAUAAGGAUGCAACUUGGAUGUCGACAUAUGGUCCUGGUAGACGAUACCUUGUUCUAGAUGCUGGAGGUGGCACGGUUGAUGUUACUGUGCACGAAGUAAUGUCCGAUGAAAAGCUUAAAGAAAUUUACAAGGCGAGCGGUGGAGCGUGGGGAGGAACAAAAGUUGAUGAUGCUUUCUAUAACUUUCUGUCAGAAAUUGCAGGAACCUCUGUGAUGGCGAAAUUUAAAGCUGAAUACAUAGACGAUUAUCUUGACCUUUUCCGAAGCUUUGAGAUAAAGAAAAGAAAAGUAGGACUAAAAACAGAGUCUAGGCUUAAUAUUGAACUGCCAGUUGCAUUAGUCAACUUGGUCAAUGAGAUGAGGGGCGAACCAUUGCAGGAGGCAAUGAUGAAGACGCAUUAUUCAAAUCAGAUACGUAUGGUAAACAACAAACUUCGCAUCGAUUCAAAAAUUGCAGAGGGGUUCUUUGAACCGGCGGUAAACAGUAUUAUCGAACACGUCAAAAGUUUACUCAAAGAACUAACUAACAGUCCAGUGGAUGCUAUACUCAUGGUAGGUGGAUUUUCAGAAUCCCCGAUGCUUCAAGAAACUGUUCAAAGUAAUUUCCCUGAACUAAAAGUGAUUAUUCCAUAUGAAGCGGGCCUAGCUGUUGUCAAGGGAGCGGUUAUUUUUGGCCAUAGUCCAACUGCAAUUGUUCAGCGGGUCAGUAAGUACACAUACGGAACUGACGUUGUAGUAGAUUUUGACCCAGACACGCAUCCUUUACAUAGAAGAAAAGAGACAUCCGACGGAGUAAUAUGUGAAAAUGUCUUCUCAAAACUCACAGAAGCUGGUCAGAUAUUGGUGGUUGGAGAGGCUCAGUAUGAACAAACGUAUAAAACUAUAACCAAAACUCAAAAAGCAAUGGGUAUGGAUAUAUAUGCUUCUAUAGAAAAGAACCCAAAAUUUAUUGAUGAUGUUGGAUGCAUCAAAAUAGGAACGUUCUCUGUCCCUGUAUCUGGAAGUGGUAAAGGUCGGAAAGUUACAGUGAAAAUGAUUUUUGGGGGUACUGAAAACGAUGUUGUGUGCACGGAAGUUGCAACAGGAAAAAUAACACACUUAAAAGUUGAUUUUUUGACUUAAAUUGACCCUAUAAAGAUUACAUUAAACGAAUAAUGAGGAAACGAAUACAAAACGAAAAGUGUUGCUAACUUGACAAGACAUAUUUCAAUAUGUUUCUAACUGGCACUGAAAACAUUCAAGCAUUAAGACACAUUCAAAACAGAAAUAACCAUGCAUGGCUGAAAAAAGAAAACAUAUUUGAAAUCAUUUUGAUGCCUAAAUGAUAUGGCUGGGAGAAAUAUUGAACUUGUAUAUAUAAACAAUGUACAUGUAAGGAUAUUUUCCAGACUUACUGUUAAUCUAACUAGAAGCUCCAGAAACACUUGUAAAAUGAUUUAAAUACUAAACACUUAUUUUUUUACUAGGUCAGCAAUACCUAAUGAAAAGUUUUUCAGCUUGGAACGUGUUGCAGUAACAUGCUUCAGAGGUAUUUUUUGCUUAAAUAGCGCAGAUACAGAAUGUCUUAUUUAUCAAAUGCAGUGAGAAUAGUUUGCUUUAAUACAUGUAUGCUUGUAUUUUCAUGAAAAACAUCUCAGUGCUUGUGGCAAUUAUCAUUAGUAUAAGAACAGAAAAUACCGAUGUACAUGUAUCCUAUCCCUUCCCCAUUUCCCACACGGAACGUGAACAUUUUCUUGCCCAUUUCAAUUGUGUAUUUAACACCUAAAACGCGCAGAUCGGUAAAUGGGUAAAUAUGCAUAUUGAACAAGUGGUAAAUUAUCUUUUAUCGUGCAUAGAACACAUUUUCUCAAUAGUCCAUAUUGUAGAGACACUCCGCAGAUUUUAUGCUUUCAUUAACGUUAAAGAAAAUCUUGGAUGCACUUCCCUAAUGACUGCCGGUGUAGACGAAACGGCCGUUUGCACUUGUUGAGAGCGAAAUGUAAACAAACAAAAACAGAAUGUAAAAUAUAUAUUCAGAUUAGUUUUUAUCUAGACCGGAACAAUAAGUUUUCUGAUUUUUCUGUAACGUUGACGAAAUGUCUCUUAAUCAUUUACAUUUCCGUGACUUACAAAGAAAAAAUGCUCACUUUGUUAAAUUUAUUAUGACGAUUUGGAAGGACAAAUCCCUAAUGGUACUGAAAAUUUGAAUUUGAGGCACAGCGAAUUUUUAUUUAUAUGAACUACUUGUGUCUUUUCCUCGUGGCUAUGAUUAGAGUGUACUAUACUACUUUUGACACGUUUGUGGUAAGUCUUGAAUACAUGUUGAAAUACUAGUAUGCUUCUUCAAAUCAAAAGUUCAACUUGCCUUAUUACAAGAGUCCUUCAUUCUGUACAAAAUAAUAUGUUAUUCUAUUGUAAUGAUUUUGAAUGCUGUAAGUCUCUUUUAUCUUAUUCUUUAUAAAUAUUGUAAUUUUAUGAUGUUAUAUUUGGAAAUAAAGUAAAAUUGAUAAAAAGUAUAAA
This is a messenger RNA of Mercenaria mercenaria, 3958 nucleotides long. Its product is annotated as heat shock 70 kDa protein 12A-like. NCBI's taxonomy places the organism in Eukaryota, Metazoa, Mollusca, Bivalvia, Venerida, Veneridae. Bases 842 to 2581 code for a protein of 579 amino acids. The record is from RefSeq and is a predicted model, not a curated record. The transcript is spliced from 8 exons. Gene Ontology annotation, molecular function: ATP binding; ATP-dependent protein folding chaperone.